CCGAAACUUGAAAUCCGCGAACAUAACCUCGCCGCUCUUCAGUGUUCUGAACACCUGUGCACGAAUCCCCGCAGAAAAGAUAUAAACGCUCUCGAUCAGUGCUUCCGUCCAUACAUCGCUCCAAGAUGGGAGAAUCAAGACAAGAGUUGGUUGCAUGGCUCAACAACCUGCUCCAACUAAAUAUAACCAAGGUUGAGCAAUGCGGAACUGGUGCGGCUCUCUGCCAGGUCUUCGACAGCAUUUACCUUGAUGUCCCGAUGGCCCGAGUCAAAUUUAAUGUCAAUACCGAAUACGCAUACCUGCAGAAUUUUAAGAUCCUGCAAACCUGCUUCACACGCCAUGGCAUCGAUCGACCGGUUAAUGUUGAGCAACUCAUCAAGUGUAAGAUGCAAGACAACCUCGAAUUCCUUCAAUGGAGCAAGCGGUAUUGGGACCAAUACUUCCCGGGCGGCGAUUAUGAUGCAGUUGCUCGACGACGGGGUUCCGGCGCUCCUCCCCCAGCAUCGAACAUGGCACCAAGGACAUCUGCCGGUGCAGCUAGAAGAGGCACGACACCUACAACCGGUGGAAGAGUCUCAAAAGCGGGAGUUGGUGGUGGUCCAGCGUCUGCAGCUCUACAACAAGAGAACAACACACUAAAGGAGACAGUACAAGGGCUUGAGCGCGAGCGAGAUUUCUACUUCAGCAAGCUCCGCGACAUCGAGCUAUUGGUUCAACAAGCAUGCGAAGAAGACCCCGAGAUCGAGAAGCAGGAAGAUGGGUUGAUCAAGCACAUUCAGACAAUUCUGUACUCGACGGAGGACGGCUUCGAGAUCCCGGCCGAGGCUGAGGGUCUGGAUGACCAGGAGACAUUCUAGAUGGGCUUAUGAUGAUGACUUGAUGGAUCGAUGACUACCGCAGAGGAUGAUGACUCUUUGGUUUUUGGGAAUUAUACAAGCAUACGCCAGGCAUGAAUAAUGGACAGACAGAAACCCGACGAAUUCAUUUGGCGUGUCUUCAUAGGUAGCAAAUCUGGAAGCAAUAGAUUUCAGAUUCUCCUGACGAAUACAUUACAC
Molecule: messenger RNA, 1055 nt
Organism: Hyaloscypha bicolor E
Lineage: Eukaryota; Fungi; Ascomycota; Leotiomycetes; Helotiales; Hyaloscyphaceae
Exons: 4
Coding region: 126-857 (243 amino acids)
Biological process (GO): spindle assembly; regulation of microtubule polymerization or depolymerization; protein localization to microtubule plus-end
Cellular component (GO): microtubule organizing center; spindle midzone; cytoplasmic microtubule
Molecular function (GO): microtubule plus-end binding
Source: RefSeq, a predicted model, not a curated record